CUUAUUUCUCUCUUUCUCUAAACACCAUCGCCACAGAGCCACCAAAGCAUUCAAGCAAUCUUUGGGAGACGUAUCCAAAAUGUCGAAAAUCUCUGUUGCCGGCGUUCGCGUCAACGUCAAGGAACUCCUCGAGUACAGCAAUGAAACCAAGAAGCGCAACUUCUUGGAGACAGUCGAGCUCCAAAUCGGCUUGAAGAACUACGACCCGCAGCGCGACAAGCGUUUCAGCGGCACCGUCAAGCUCCCCACCAUUCCCCGCCCGCGCAUGUCCAUCUGUGUGUUAGGUGACCAGCAUGAUAUUGAUCGGGCUAAACAUCACGGUGUCGAUGCUAUGUCCGCUGAUGACUUGAAGAAGCUCAACAAGAACAAGAAGCUCAUCAAGAAACUCGCGCGCAAGUACGACGCAUUCAUCGCCUCCGACGCUCUCAUCAAACAGAUCCCCCGUCUCUUAGGCCCAGGUCUCUCCAAAGCCGGAAAAUUCCCCUCUCCCGUCUCUCACGCCGAAGAUCUCGCCAACAAGAUUAGCGAAGUCAAGUCUACCAUCAAGUUCCAGCUUAAGAAGGUGCUGUGUAUGGGUGUCGCCGUCGGAAACGUUGGUAUGACUGAAGACGAGCUGAUUGGCAAUAUCAUGUUGGCCAUCAACUACCUUGUUUCGCUGCUGAAGAAAGGCUGGCAGAAUGUUGGCUCCUUGACUAUUAAGGCAACGAUGUCACCCCCUAAACGUCUCUACUAAGUUACGGAAGGUGGUAGUACGUAGAGACUGAUAUAUUUGCAUGAUGAACCCCAAAGUCACCUGCCUCCUUCUGGGCGUGGAAGCUUUUGGUCCUCACAGGUCACUGGUAGGAAUUGCAGAUAGCAAAUGGAUUAGCAUGAAACCCCCUCCAAGAGGUCAUGAGUAUAUGCGAUAAUUGU
Lindgomyces ingoldianus is the source of this 912-nucleotide messenger RNA. Its product is annotated as 60s ribosomal protein-like protein L10A. Gene Ontology annotation, biological process: translation. Gene Ontology annotation, cellular component: large ribosomal subunit. Bases 80 to 733 code for a protein of 217 amino acids. NCBI's taxonomy places the organism in Eukaryota, Fungi, Ascomycota, Dothideomycetes, Pleosporales, Lindgomycetaceae. The record is from RefSeq and is a predicted model, not a curated record. Gene Ontology annotation, molecular function: structural constituent of ribosome; RNA binding. The transcript has 3 exons.